AUGUGGACCAGAGGCGCGUCACGCCGGGUGGGCGUGGCCAGCCGCGGUGGAUAACGCCGUAUCCUCCGUUACCUCUCAGCAGAGAUCCAGUCCGACACGGGAGAGGAGCGGAGGAGCCGGGACAGCUGACCUCCUCGCGCAAAUUUGAACUGCAAGAAGAAGAAGAAGAAGAAGAAGUGGGGAGGGCGAGUGGUGGCGUUGGGAUGGAGACACACGAGAUCCUUUUAUUCACCUUCCUCGCCUCGCACUACACCUUCAACUGGCUCUUCAUCGCGUGGAUCCAAUCCCAGAUCGUGCCAAUAGACCAGACCAACUAUGGAUUGCACAAUUGAAGUUGGGCCACCUGAUCCUGUUUGCGCCAAGACAGCUGACCGAGAUUAGAGUACGAGAAGUCGUUAUGGACAGUUGUGCAAAUCGCUCAUUUCCUGCUCAGAGAGCUGGUGUCAAAAGCAGAGCCCCCGCCUCAGGAUACCACAUCUGCUCGACGCGCGUAAAGGACGUGGACAUAACGGUGCCAUCGCACGCCGCCUGAAGCCCCCCCUCCUCUCUGCUAUGUCUGAGUAAUGAUGGAGGAGAGCUGUAGUUAGAGUAGAGGGUGCGCUUGUGUGGCUGUUGUGUUUGUGCCGGCUGUGAUGUGAGAGUGGCGGACAGCCUUUUUUAUUAUUAUUAUUAUUAUUGCGCGCCUACCAAUUGUGCGCCGCAGUUUGAUCCACACGCACGGACCGUUUCCACCGCAGCACGUCCCGCACUCUGUCACGGGGCCACAACACCCGCUGUGACAGCUUCCACGGAAAAUCUUUUUUUCUCUCUCUCUCUUUUUUUUUUCUUGAAGUCCUGUGAACUGAACUUUCACUGAAACCCAGAGAGAUUUAUUUUUUAAAAGCAGCACCUGUGUGGAAGGUAUGGCGCUGCCGGAUAGUGGCAUAUCUGGGGAGGAGGUCCCCUUCCCGGAGAUUAUCGAACUCAAUGUGGGCGGCCAGGUGUACAUAACCCGCUAUUCCACCCUCACAAGCGUGCCAGAGUCCCUGCUCGGGGAGAUGUUCAGUCGAAAGUCAGCCAAAGGACUGGCCAGGGACACCAAGGGUCGCUUCUUUGUGGACCGCGAUGGCUUUCUGUUCCGUUACAUCCUGGACUACAUGCGGGACCAGCAGCUGGUUCUUCCGGACCACUUCCCCGAGCGCGGGCGACUGCAGAGGGAGGCUGAGUUCUUCAACCUGCCCGAGCUCGUCAAGCUGCUGGCGCCCAAGAUCAGCAAGCAGAACUCCCUCGGCGACGAGGGAUGCCAGAGCGACCCAGAGGACUCCUCACCCGGCAUCGACUCGGCCCGCAACCUCGGCUCCCUGGGUGCUGCCGCCGCCGCCUGUGCCAGCGUGGUGCCCGGCGCCCUGGACAACAAACGGUCCGGGUUCAUCACCAUCGGGUACCGAGGCUCAUACACCCUGGGCCGCGACAGCCACACCGAUGCCAAAUUCCGCCGGGUGGCGCGGAUCAUGGUGUGCGGGAAGACCUCUCUGGCCAAAGAGGUGUUCGGGGAGACGCUGAACGAGAGCCGCGACCCGGACCGGCCCCCCGAGCGCUACACGUCCCGCUACUAUCUCAAGUUCACCUUUCUGGAGCAGGCUUUUGACAAGCUGGCCGACGCAGGCUUCCACAUGGUGGCCUGUAACUCCACCGGAACCUGCGCCUUUGCCCACGAGCAGACGGACGACAAGAUCUGGACCAGCUACACUGAAUAUGUGUUCUACCGUGAGUGAGACUAUCGGCUUUGUCCCCCCCCCCGUCCCCCCGUCCCCCCGUCCCCGUCCCCCUACCCCUGUCUCCAAGUGCCCCCCCUCCUCUCCUCCGGCCUCCAGCCAUCUCCCUGAUGGCUCCUGCACCAGUAGAUGUACCGUAGAUGUUGUUUCCUUCCAUCUCCUCCUGCAGCCUCCAGCUUUUUACCCCAUGAACAGAACCCAGCAGCUGCCUCGACUCUUCAGCCCCCCCACCUUCCCAUCCUCAGGUCUCCAACUUCUGCCAUCGCCCUAGUUUUAGCCCCCAUCCACGGCCUUUCCUGCAGAGACUGAAACCUUCUUCUGUGUACUAUCUCUCCCCCAUUUUGUACCCUGAUAUAUUGCAUCUGCCUUGGUGAAGCACAGUACUGUAUCCAAGGGCAUUUUUUUUUUUUCCUCCCUACUGUUUUUUUGUCAAAUAAGCGCCCCGGUGUGUCUACAUGACUGUUGACCCAGUCAUGAAAGGGCAUGAAGGGAAAGGGCUUCAAUGAGGGGCCGUGAUGCUCAGUGCUAAACUUUGUUUUUGCCUGCAGAUCGGAACUCUCUCCUGCUCCUCUGAACUAAAAAAAUUUACCAAAUAGUUGGACAUCUUUAUCAGCCAUGAGGGGACGUGAGCAGCCCCAGCACAAGAGAGAAUAAUUUCCCUUUUUAUUAUUAUUAUUAUUAUUAUUAUUAUUAUUAUAAUUAUUAUCAAAUGUGUCCAGUACCAUGUGUUUAGGAACGUGCCAUAUCUGUUCAGCUUGUUGUUAUGAAUGAAUGAAUGAAUGAAUGGAUGAAUGAAUGAGGGCGAUGAUGAUACAGUCACAUGGACAGAGAGGUGGAGAGAAGGAGGGAGGGAGGAGGUGCGUUGACGUUUUUAUUUAGAGAGGGGAGAGUGGAUGGUUGGGGUUGUGUUGGGUUUUUGAUGGAAAGAAAUUGAAAAAAAAAAAAGAAAGAAAGAAAGAAAAAAGGAGAAGCACACGAGGAGAUCUCGCGAGGGAAAGAGGUUGAAAACGAUGAAGUGCGCGUAUUGAUCGUACAAGGGAGCCUUCGGUGUUUUAAUCACCCACGCCGGGAGGGCAGAGCAGAGGAGGUGGAAGGUGUAACAUCACACCUGCUCCACUGACUCUUAUCCGGUGGCCCAUCGAGCUUUUGCUUUGACGCUUACUUUUUCGCUCAGUUAGAUAUCCGAGGAGCGGCUUUACGGCCAGACGGGGGGGCGUAAAAGCCCCCCCGUCUCGCCGUAAACCUGCUCUAAAAGAAAAUGUUGGCGGUUGAGCGUUUCCGUGAACGCUAAUGUUAUCCUUAAUACUCAGCUCAGUAUUAGUUGAAGCUGUUGCAUAUUUGAUGACAGCUCUCACUUUACUGUAAGUGGACGCCCAGACGAAAAAGGGGGCGGGUUUGGAUCGCGCCGUAGCCAGGCCUGAUGGGGUUUAAAUACCCAGCACAGUAGCAAAGGGUGAUAGGUUAAGUUAUAGGAGGAGGGUCGUCGCCAGGUACAGCCUCAGGACAGGUCUGCCACAUCAUAUACCUCAGACUGUGAAUCACAAACUGAAGGCACUCGAAAACCAGCAGAGGAUCCGGGUGACGACGUUCAAAGUGCAGACAGGCCGCUGAAUGAAGAGGUUGAAUAUGAAGCGACCGAGGCAGCAUAAUAUAGUGCAGGAUUUUGUUUCUCCCCGAGCUAGAAAGGUGUCAGAUUGUAGCUUUUUUUUUUGGCAGAGCGUCUCGUCGGUGACAAUAAAUGUAUUCUGAAGAAGAAAAAAAAAGAACAACAACAACAAAAAAAUGUCUAGAAAACCGCAAUGUUGUGUUUUUCAGUGUGAUGAAGUUGCUGUUGACAUCUGAGUCAGUCAUGUUAGAUCCGCCGCUGCAGUGUGUCGCUGCAGGCGUAGACGACACUGAGAAUUAAAAGUGUUCAGCAUAAAAAAAAGAAAAGAAAAAGAAAAGCAAUUGAUUUGUCAAAUAAAAAGAUGUUUUUCUUUCUA
This is a messenger RNA of Acanthopagrus latus (yellowfin seabream), 3736 nucleotides long. Its product is annotated as BTB/POZ domain-containing protein KCTD8-like. NCBI's taxonomy places the organism in Eukaryota, Metazoa, Chordata, Actinopteri, Spariformes, Sparidae. The coding region runs from base 903 to 1754 and encodes 283 amino acids. The transcript has a single exon. Gene Ontology annotation, molecular function: protein binding. Gene Ontology annotation, biological process: protein homooligomerization; regulation of G protein-coupled receptor signaling pathway. The record is from RefSeq and is a predicted model, not a curated record.